GUGGGGCGGCGCGCCUCCCGGCAGCGCCUAAACCGAGGCGCCCGGAGCCAUCGCCGUGAAGACUAUGGUGCUUCCGAACAUCUUGCUCACCGGUACACCAGGGGUUGGAAAAACCACACUAGGCAAAGAACUUGCAUCAAGAUCAGGACUGAAAUACGUUAAUGUGGGUGAUUUAGCUCGAGAAGGGCAGUUGUUUGAUGGCUAUGAUGAAGAAUAUGAUUGUCCCAUUUUAGAUGAAGACAGAGUGGUUGAUGAGUUAGAAAACCAAAUGAAAGAAGGUGGAGUUAUUGUUGAUUACCAUGGUUGUGAUUUCUUCCCUGAACGCUGGUUUGAUGUAGUUUUUGUGCUGAGGACUGAUAACAACAUAUUGUACAAAAGACUUGAAACAAGGGGUUAUAAUGAAAAGAAACUAAAAGAAAAUAUUCAGUGUGAGAUCUUUCAAGUGCUUUAUGAAGAAGCCACAUCAUCCUACAAGGAAGAAAUUGUGCAUCAGCUGCCCAGCAAUAAACCAGAAGAGCUAGAGGAUAAUAUAAACCAGAUCUUGAUAUGGAUUGAGCAGUGGAUCAAAGAUCAUAAUUCUUAACUUAUAAAAGUGGCCACUUUACAAUCA
Molecule: messenger RNA, 610 nt
Organism: Tupaia belangeri chinensis (Chinese tree shrew)
Lineage: Eukaryota; Metazoa; Chordata; Mammalia; Scandentia; Tupaiidae
Gene: AK6
Product: adenylate kinase 6
Exons: 5
Coding region: 65-583 (172 amino acids)
Cellular component (GO): nucleus; cytoplasm
Molecular function (GO): ATP binding; ATP hydrolysis activity; AMP kinase activity
Source: RefSeq, a predicted model, not a curated record